This is a messenger RNA of Enterobius vermicularis (human pinworm), 131 nucleotides long. The record is from the annotation of a GenBank genome assembly. NCBI's taxonomy places the organism in Eukaryota, Metazoa, Nematoda, Chromadorea, Rhabditida, Oxyuridae.
AUGGUACAGUAUUCUGUCGAAAUGAACGAUAGUGCACUGGCUCGUUCAUCUUCAACUGAUAGUAAUGGGUUCCCAGUCAAAGAUUCGGAUGCUAUUAAACUUUUCGUCGGCCAAGUAUGUUUGGUCUAACU